UGGAGAAUUCUUGAUUUUAGUGCAUUACUCAAAAUUGAAAAAGCUGUGUCUGCAUCUACAGUAAUCAUAAUUCAGAAUUGACAAUGUUGGUAUUAGUACUAGGAGAUCUACACAUUCCUCAUCGAUGCGCCAGUUUACCCCCAAAGUUCAAGAAACUCUUGCUGCCAGGACGUAUUCAGCACAUAUUGUGUACAGGGAACCUCUGCACUAAGGAGUCAUAUGAUUAUCUGAAAACUUUGGCUAGUGAUGUCCAUGUAGUAAGAGGAGAUUUUGAUGAGAAUUCUACUUAUCCAGAGCAAAAAGUAGUAACUGUUGGCCAAUUCAGGAUUGGUCUGACUCAUGGCCAUCAAGUUGUACCUUGGGGUGAUGAAGAGACACUGGCUUUAGUGCAGCGACAGCUUGAUGUUGACAUACUUAUAUCUGGUCACACACAUCGAUUUGAGGCUUAUGAACAUGAGAAUAAAUUUUAUAUAAACCCUGGAUCUGCCACAGGAGCUUACAGUCCACUCUUCAGAAACCCCACACCCUCGUUUGUGUUGAUGGACAUCACAAGUUCCACUGUUGUGACAUAUGUCUACAAAUUGAUGGGUGAUGAAGUGAAGGUCGAACGGAUUGAGUACAAGAAAGCAUAAUUGAUAUACUUGUAUAUAAAUUGUAAUUGUAAGAAUAUUAUUUUUUAAUAAAAUUAUAUAAGCUAUUGUUAAAA
Molecule: messenger RNA, 706 nt
Organism: Leptidea sinapis
Lineage: Eukaryota; Metazoa; Arthropoda; Insecta; Lepidoptera; Pieridae
Gene: Vps29
Product: vacuolar protein sorting-associated protein 29
Exons: 4
Coding region: 84-632 (182 amino acids)
Biological process (GO): retrograde transport, endosome to Golgi; intracellular protein transport
Cellular component (GO): retromer complex; endosome
Source: RefSeq, a predicted model, not a curated record